Sinocyclocheilus grahami is the source of this 3766-nucleotide messenger RNA. RefSeq names its product protein argonaute-1. The transcript has 19 exons. Bases 61 to 2574 code for a protein of 837 amino acids. The record is from RefSeq and is a predicted model, not a curated record. Lineage: Eukaryota; Metazoa; Chordata; Actinopteri; Cypriniformes; Cyprinidae. Gene Ontology annotation, molecular function: protein binding; RNA binding.
CCCACCGGGCCGUACCCCCCACCCCUGCAGCAGGUGUUCCAGGCGCCCCGCAGGCCGGGCAUGGGCACCGUUGGCAAACCCAUCAAGCUGCUUGCCAACUACUUCGAGGUGGAAAUCCCAAAAAUGGAUGUGUACCACUAUGAAGUGGACAUCAAACCUGAUAAGUGUCCUCGACGGGUCAACAGGGAGGUUGUGGAGUACAUGGUCCAACAUUUCAAACCGCAGCUCUUUGGUGACCGAAAGCCGGUGUAUGAUGGGAAGAAGAAUAUCUACACUGUUUUAGCGUUACCUAUAGGCAGCGAAAAGGUUGAUUUCGAGGUGACCAUCCCCGGCGAGGGGAAGGAUCGCAUCUUUAAAGUGUCCAUUAACUGGCUGGCCAAGGUGUCGUGGCGGCUGCUGCAGGAGACGCUGGUCAGCGGACGUCUGCAGGUCCCGCUGGACUCUGUCCAAGCCCUCGACGUGGCCAUGAGACACCUGGCCUCCAUGAGGUACACCCCAGUGGGACGCUCCUUCUUUUCUCCUCCUGAAGGCUACUAUCAUCCUCUGGGUGGAGGCAGAGAGGUGUGGUUCGGCUUCCAUCAGUCUGUCCGGCCGGCCAUGUGGAAGAUGAUGCUCAACAUUGAUGUAUCUGCAACAGCCUUUUAUAAAGCUCAGCCUGUCAUAGAGUUCAUGUGUGAAGUUCUGGACAUCCGCAACAUCGACGAGCAGCCGAAGACGCUUACCGACUCGCAAAGGGUCCGUUUCACCAAGGAAAUCAAAGGUCUGAAGGUGGAGGUCACGCACUGUGGUCAAAUGAAAAGAAAGUACCGCGUCUGUAACGUCACACGUCGCCCUGCUAGUCACCAAACGUUUCCCCUGCAGCUUGAGAGCGGACAGACGGUGGAAUGUACCGUGGCUCAAUACUUCAAGCAGAAGUACAACCUGCAGCUCAAAUACCCCCACCUGCCCUGCCUACAGGUGGGCCAGGAGCAGAAACACACCUACCUGCCCCUGGAGGUGUGUAAUAUUGUAGCAGGACAGCGGUGCAUCAAGAAACUGACAGAUAAUCAAACGUCCACCAUGAUCAAAGCCACAGCGCGAUCAGCACCAGACAGACAGGAGGAGAUCAGCAGACUGAUGAAGAACGCUAACUUUAAUCUGGAUCCCUACAUUCAAGAGUUUGGAAUCAAAGUGAAGGACGACAUGGCCGAGGUGACGGGGAGAGUGCUUCCCGCUCCCAUCCUGCAGUACGGCGGUCGGAAUCGUGCCAUUGCGACUCCCAACCAGGGUGUGUGGGAUAUGAGGGGAAAGCAGUUCUUCAAUGGCAUCGAGAUCAAAGUCUGGGCCAUUGCUUGCUUCGCCCCGCAGAAACAGUGUCGGGAAGAGGUGCUCAAGAACUUCACGGACCAGCUGCGUAAGAUCUCAAAGGACGCUGGGAUGCCGAUCCAGGGUCAGCCGUGUUUCUGUAAGUACGCACAGGGAGCCGACAGCGUGGAGCCCAUGUUCAGACACCUGAAGAACACCUACUCCGGACUGCAGCUCAUCAUCGUCAUCCUGCCUGGAAAAACACCCGUCUAUGCGGAGGUGAAGCGUGUGGGAGACACUCUUCUAGGAAUGGCCACUCAGUGUGUUCAGGUGAAGAACGUGGUGAAAACCUCGCCUCAGACGCUCUCCAACCUCUGCCUCAAAAUCAACGUCAAACUUGGUGGAAUCAACAACAUCCUGGUGCCGCAUCAACGGUCGGCAGUGUUCCAGCAGCCGGUGAUCUUCCUCGGAGCAGAUGUCACUCACCCGCCGGCUGGUGAUGGGAAGAAGCCGUCUAUUACUGCUGUGGUGGGCAGUAUGGACGCUCAUCCCAGCAGGUACUGCGCUACAGUACGAGUACAGCGACCCAGACAGGAGAUCAUUGAAGACCUGUCACAGGAGAUCAUUGAAGACCUGUCGUACAUGGUGCGAGAGUUACUCAUCCAGUUCUACAAGUCCACCCGCUUCAAACCCACCAGAAUCAUCUUCUACAGGGACGGCGUACCAGAAGGACAGUUACCACAAAUCCUGCACUAUGAGCUGUUGGCCAUCAGAGACGCCUGCAUCAAGCUGGAGAAGGACUACCAGCCGGGCAUCACCUACGUAGUAGUGCAAAAGCGCCACCACACCCGCCUUUUCUGCGCUGAUAAAUCUGAAAGAAUCGGGAAGAGUGGGAACAUUCCAGCAGGAACUACGGUCGACACCAGCAUCACGCAUCCGUUCGAGUUUGAUUUCUACCUGUGCAGUCAUGCAGGUAUUCAGGGCACCAGCCGACCCUCACACUACUACGUCCUGUGGGACGACAAUCGCUUUACGGCUGACGAGCUGCAGAUUCUCACCUACCAGCUGUGCCACACAUAUGUGCGCUGCACCCGCUCCGUCUCCAUCCCAGCGCCUGCGUACUACGCCAGACUCGUGGCUUUCCGUGCCCGAUACCAUCUGGUGGAUAAAGAGCAUGACAGCGGGGAGGGCAGUCACGUCUCGGGACAGAGUAACGGUCGGGAUCCUCAGGCUCUGGCCAAAGCCGUGCAGAUCCACCACGACACCAUGAGGACCAUGUACUUUGCCUAAGCACACCCCUCGAGCCAGUUCACCGGGUGCUACCAGUCCCACAAAGCCCACAGAACCCAACGUGGAGUCUCACACUUUGAGUUUCGUUGAAUCUGGCUGAACUAUGCUCAUUUUUUUAUUUUAUUUAAUUGUGUAUUAUUGUAUACUACUUUCGCACUCCCACAUGUACGUAUGUAUGCAAUACGGAGGGAAGGAACGCAGACGAAGCUGUCGUUUUGUAUGCCACCACAAAGCUGCCUCUUAACCUGAUGCCAGAGUUCAAACGCCCCAAGUGGAGGAAUCGUUGUUACUUCCUUUGGCAUUAUUUUUAUUGUUGUGAAAGUUUCUUUUUAAAUGUUUUAUUUUUGUGAAUGACAUGGUACAUUAGCACUUAGUUUUAGUCGAAAGGCACCGCGAGCCCAGAAGAAGCGCAGGCAGAAGCCGCAAACGCAGGUGUCUCGGAUCGAUUUUAGACUCGCCGUUAGUUAAGAGAGUGGCCGAAUUAGCGUAACGAUAGAUGGACCACUGAGUGCAUCGCUGCUCUCUCACAUCAGCAUAACACCGAAACCAGCAUUAUGCACCAGCCAAACGCCAUGCCAACCGGUGAAAAAGGGCCCUCGUCUGUAAAACGUGCAGUUUACUUGCACUUGAAAAGGAUGAUUUUGAUCACUUUUUUUUGUUUGGUUUUUUUACUUCGUGCACAUAAAUCUUCCUGAACUUACAGGAAUAGUUCACCCAACAAUGAUGAUUUUUAAAAUCGUGUCAUUGCAAACCCUAGAUUUUUUUGAUUCUCCCAUGAAACGGAACGAGCUGUUUUCAAUGCAGCACUAAAUAGAUGGUGAUUUAUAAUGUGAAGCUUCGUGUAAGUGUCAUAAAACUAGUCCGCGUGACUUGCAUAUUAUAAUCCAACCUUUGGAAGUCAUAUUUUAGAUUUGUGUAAGAAAAAGACCCAAAUUUGAGUUAUUCUUCACUAUUUUUUAAACUCUGCUUUUUAUGUUUUAAAUAAGGCUGUAAAUGAGAUUUGAGAGCUGCAGUGGAGACGAGUAUCAGUUAAUAAUCACUUAAUUGUUGGUCUAUUUCUUACAUAGAUUGAUCAUGUGAAUUCAGAAGAAUUGGAAUAUUGGAGUAUUUUUAUGACAGUAUAAAUUACCAUCCAUCGCACACAUAUAUAUAUACUGUAUAUAUAUAUAUUAAUGGCCUUUUUUUUUGCAUU